UAGAGCCAUAGAUACAGUAAAUAAUAAAGCAAUGUCGGUCGAUCGCCCAUCGUGUUUUAUUUUUUUAUUUUUUAAUUUUGUGAUUUCGCAUAGACGAACGAUAACGAAAAUUAAUGUCGAGAGCGAUGUAAGAAUCGCUGGAAAAUGUGCGUUAAAUUCAUCUCGUCAGGUUCGCGGACUGGAAUUUCCAUGAAAGUAUUAGCAAUCCAUAGCGAGAUUAGAUUAGCUGAUUGAAAUUCAUUGGAAAGAGAAAAUUAUGUGGGCCGCAGUGUCAAGAUCGUUGGAGAUACUCGUUGCCUUCUUCGAAUACUACACUACCAGAGCGCAAUUAGAGACGACCGGUAGUCCCUCUAGCAAAUCUCCAGCAGGUGGUAGCGGUGGUCCAGCGAGUGGUGCAGCAGGAGCAACAGCGGCACCAGGAAGCGGCGCCAGCAAUGCCGGUGGUGCGGAACCCCGUACACCAACUGCCGGACCACAGAAUAAGCAAUUGCAGAAUGUCAAAGGAGAUCAUCCCUCGAAAGCAUUUCUACAGAGCAGAUCCAUCUCUUUGGUCGACAUGUACAUCGAUAAUUCGGAACCGAGCGAAAACGUCGGCCAGAUCCACUUCAGUCUCGAGUACGACUUCCAGAACAGCACGCUUAUUCUGCGCAUCAUACAGGGUAAAGAUCUGCCGGCGAAGGAUUUGUCAGGUACUUCUGAUCCGUAUGUACGUGUAACAUUGCUCCCGGACAAGAAACACCGACUCGAGACAAAAAUCAAAAGGCGCACAUUGAAUCCGAGAUGGAACGAGACGUUCUAUUUCGAAGGUUUCCCCAUACAGAAGCUGCAGAGCAGAGUAUUACAUCUACACGUCUUCGACUACGAUCGAUUCUCGAGGGAUGACUCCAUAGGGGAAAUGUUUCUGCCGCUUUGCCAGGUCGAUCUAUCCGAGAAACCAUCGUUUUGGAAGGCUCUUAAGCCGCCAGCUAAAGAUAAAUGUGGAGAACUCUUGUGCUCGCUGUGCUAUCAUCCGAGUAAUUCUAUAUUGACAUUGACUCUCUUAAAGGCAAGGAAUCUCAAAGCUAAGGAUAUCAAUGGAAAAUCAGAUCCAUAUGUCAAAGUGUGGCUACAGUUUGGCGACAAAAGGAUCGAGAAGCGCAAGACUCCAAUUUUCAAAUGCACCUUGAAUCCAGUAUUUAACGAGGUAUUCUCCUUUAACGUACCUUGGGAGAAGAUCAGAGAAUGCUCUUUGGAUGUUAUGGUAAUGGAUUUCGACAACAUUGGACGGAACGAAUUGAUCGGUCGGAUUCAGCUCGCAGGGAAAAAUGGAAGUGGCGCGAGCGAAACGAAACAUUGGCAGGACAUGAUCACAAAGCCGAGACAGACCAUUGUGCAGUGGCAUCGCUUGAAGCCCGAGUAAAGGACACCUUGAUCGACGACAAAUGAUAUUCUGUCGGGCGAGUUCCCCCCUCAGGGCGCCUCGCCCGUCAAAGUUACGUUACGUUAACGAGACGACAACUCUUCUGUUUUUCUCCUCCUCUUUUGCUCGAUAUUCUCCUCCCCGCAACCGAUCUCGAUGAGUACCGUAUCCUUCGACGGCUGUACAAUAUCCCCUCGAUAUCGCACGGGCCGCUAUUAGCGACGCUGGUCGUCGGAGAGCCGAUCAAAUGUUAAUCGUGAUUGGGAAUCCGAGGAAUCCGUUUCUCGUUAUCAUCCGUUGUUGAGCCAUUGUCGUGCGCUAACGAGCAACGAUCGUCGUGACGAAUCGUCGUUAUUCGCUGGUACAGGCGGCGAGUCCUCAAUCUUGUCAAGGCGCGCGACCGAGCGUUCUGAACGCCCGCGUCGUUCGAUACCGAGCCGCCAAGGCAUCAGCGAUAAGAGGCGUCAAGACGCGUUGAGAUUUUGCCGAAGAGAAAUUAAUAGCCGCACCGAUGAUCGCGGCUAAUCCGCGUCCGCAAGAGGAAAGAUAGCAAAGACGGCUACGGAGGAAACUGAGUCUUCCGUCGUAGCGAAAUCGGGCAGCGCCUCUCCGGGCACGUCAGGUGCUCCACUCCUCUCUUACUUUCACCCUCUUCUUCUCCCUCUCACCCUCUCUCCUUCCUUUCUUCCCCCUCUUCUUGUCCGUGUCCACCUGCCGUUGCCGCCUGGCGCGGUGUUUAACGACACGGGGAUGCGAAAUUAUAUCGCUGAUAAAAUCGGCAGUUUGCUCUUGAACGAGCGACCCGAUCGUCUGUUUGUCAGUCUGUUUCGCGCGAACGUUUAAUGAACGUUUAAUCUCUCUAGUCAGUUUAAACGUUCUUUAGUCGUUUCACAGGGCUUUUGUAUCGUUUGAGUCUACGCGCGCUCGAGAUCAUGUUGGAGGAUCGUGGAAUUUUCAUAAUCGAAGGGGCAAGUAGAAGAACGAGACACACAUCGCGUUCUUCUACAAAAGAAGGAGUAUUUUAUAAGAGAAAAGAUUCGCAAGUUAUUAUAACAGUAAUAUCAAUUUUAUAAUGUGAUAGCUCUUGUUGAAACUCAUUCGUGGAUCAUGGAUCCGUGUACAGCAUUAAAUUUUCGCUACUACAAUUGUUGAUUGAUGCUUGAGAUUAAUGGCGAUAAUACAAUACGAUCCGUAUGUUACGCAUUGCUCUUUUUUACUUGCCCCUUCGACUGUUUUAACUGGAGAAAAUUACUUCGCGUUAAGGUGAUGAAAUCCGAACUACAAAGUCGACGAGCUUUCUAAAACAAUGAAUAUGACUUUAGCACGAUGACGAUGUUACAAAUUUGCAUUCAUAUUUAUAUUUCUAUUAAAUGUUAUCAUUAUGUAUUAAGAUACAAUGCGUGCGCAGGACUUAUCGAUAAUGCGAAACCUAUCAUUUAAUCGGAUCUUUGUUAUCGGAGUUGAAAAGUUCUGUAACCUAACAAACGACAAAUGAAUUUGCACAUUUCUGCUUAUUCUUUUUCAUCUGGCUCCUAAAAGUUACACCUCAAUCAAAAAUUUCUUGAAAAUUUAUUUUUUUUCUGAAGAUAUUUCUGAAGAUAUUUUUUCAAUGAAAUUUCCUAUAGUGACAUAUUUUUAGAUACGACCGAUAUCCUAUUUAAAAAAAAGAAUUAUGAUCAUAUGAUCAUAAGAAAGAUUCAAAAAUCUUUCACGUCUUAUUGUUUUAAAUAGGAAAAAGCGAUUUUUGAAUUAACUUCACAAUUUAAUAUUAUAAUAUUAUAAGUGCGAAAAUUUACCUACUUAUUAAAUAAACACGUAUUCGCUUUGGUCGUAGCUAAAAAGGUGUCAUCAAGAAAUAAAGUAACCUUUACAAUCGAGACCCACAUGCAAUGUGGCUUUUAAGAAUAUUUUGCUAACAAAGUUUUGGAACUAAACGCAACCCUAUCGGAACAUUCUCGCUUACAGGCUACAGUUGUGUACAGGCGAUCACUUUUAGGGACAAUUUCAAUGGAUUUUAGAAGUCAACUUUACUUGCAGACUACAUUGGCUUUACGUGCGAUUUUUCUUUCGCCAUUUUCCCCAGGGGUACGUGUGACGAUUAGUUUCGACGUAUUCGUUAAAAUCGUUAAAAUAGCGCUGAAUCCGCAACAAACUCGGAUGCUGGCGAAAAGUACAGGAUAUUACUAUAGUUUCCAACGUUGAUGUUUGUGAUGUAGGAUGCUUUUGAGACUGCGAAGAAACGGGCGAAAGAAUAAAUAAUUACUGUUAUUACCGGAACGUGUCCCUUCUAACGGGGAUGAAACAUUUUGAGCUAGUUCAUAGGAGACAAGCGAUAUCCUUGUAGGGAUGGGCAAUAAUUAGUACGUAAUCAUUUCGACCGAUUAUUACAACCAGACAUUUUAACCAUGAAAAAUGAAUACCGUGAAAGAUGAAUAUCAUGAAAGAUGAAUAAAGCGACAAUUAAAUGUUUAUAACUUUUAUGCAAGCUUUUUGUAAUUACGAUCUUUUGAUUUUUAUUCGAAUGGUAUAAUAAUCGAGCAAGAAUUGAACAUAUUUUGUAUGUACAUACUAUUAGAUUCAACGAAUUAACUUUGAUUGCUUCUGAGUUGCUAUUCAAUUAUUAACUUUGCGAUUGGUGAUUCGAUACGUUUGAGAAGUUAUUCUUGUGAAAUGUCUAUAUUCCAAUAUUGACGCACGGAUUAAUUUGGAAAAAUAAUCUGUCAACAACCGACUAAAA
This is a messenger RNA of Pogonomyrmex barbatus (red harvester ant), 4136 nucleotides long. RefSeq names its product Synaptotagmin 7 (gene Syt7). Gene Ontology annotation, cellular component: synapse; axon; exocytic vesicle. Gene Ontology annotation, molecular function: SNARE binding; clathrin binding; phosphatidylserine binding. Lineage: Eukaryota; Metazoa; Arthropoda; Insecta; Hymenoptera; Formicidae. Gene Ontology annotation, biological process: calcium ion-regulated exocytosis of neurotransmitter; vesicle fusion. The record is from RefSeq and is a predicted model, not a curated record.